Vollenhovia emeryi is the source of this 657-nucleotide messenger RNA. RefSeq lists its product as uncharacterized. Lineage: Eukaryota; Metazoa; Arthropoda; Insecta; Hymenoptera; Formicidae. The record is from RefSeq and is a predicted model, not a curated record. The transcript has a single exon. Bases 1 to 657 code for a protein of 218 amino acids. Gene Ontology annotation, molecular function: nucleic acid binding; zinc ion binding.
AUGGAAUUGCCUGCUGAGGACGAGACUUUGUUGUUUACCGGCACGCCAGACGGUACCAUUGUCCAAUUGCGUAAUGCCCUACAGCGCCAUGAGCGGCGUAUCAUGGACAAUGCCGGUAGAGCUGCCUCCACCAGCCGUGCAACCAGCACUCGGACGACAACCAGUGGCAGACAACCUGCUCGAACCGGCGCUGCUGGGUCAUCCGUAAAUUCGUCAACCCGAUGUCAGAAUUGCCGCCGUACCGGGCAUGCCGCCGAGAAUUGCCCGCACCCGAAGCGUCCUGCUGACGCUUGUUAUCGCUGUUGGAAGAGUGGCCAUCGCCUCCAGAGUUGCCCGAACGAGUCGGUGUUUCGCACUCAGCGUUUUCCAGCCAGUGUGGUAGCCGCCGUCAUAGACGAGACGGCCGAGUCUGGAGAGAACGGUGAUGAUACCGUGCAACCGGUCAACAAAGUGGGUAUCGUUUUCACUACUAGGGGAUUUAAUCAGAAUGAGCACUCCCGACUCAUGAACUCCCUUUUUGACACGGGUAGUCCAAAAUUAGCUUCAUCCGCCAGUCGUCGCUGCCCCAGGAGUGCCAGUCAGCCGCCUGCGAGCUACCGAUGCGCGGAGUGGGGAACGGAAAGAUCGUCGCUAUGGGAAAGGUCGCCGCCAGAAUAA